AUGAAGUGGUUUCGUCGAAAGAAUGAGCAAUCUUGGGAGGUUGUAGGUUGCGAGUGUAUCGAUCCUGUGCAAAUGAUCGAUGAUGACGAUGAUGACCUUGAUAUCCUGCGUGUUAGAGAUACGUCCACGUGUGGAACAUACAUCUUCGACCUUGGGAAGCGGUCUCCCCAAGCUUCCGAUUAUGCCAAUGCGGUGCUUUUCGCAAGACAACAGUUUAUUCAGGAGAUCAUGAAGAACGAGUACAACGUCUUGCUGUUGGAAAGCUGGACACUAAUUCUUUAUCGCAAGGGAAAGUCGCAUCGUAUAGAGGUGCAAUAUGCGGGUCGACCGGCAUACGUAUCUGGGAAAGUGCCACCUCUCCGCCCUCCACCGUUCAUGGCCGUCUUGGAGUCGCAGCAUCUUUUUUCGUAA
Suillus paluster is the source of this 411-nucleotide messenger RNA. RefSeq lists its product as uncharacterized. The transcript is spliced from 3 exons. The coding region runs from base 1 to 411 and encodes 136 amino acids. The record is from RefSeq and is a predicted model, not a curated record. NCBI's taxonomy places the organism in Eukaryota, Fungi, Basidiomycota, Agaricomycetes, Boletales, Suillaceae.